Messenger RNA from Physella acuta, 3345 nucleotides. Its product is annotated as circularly permutated Ras protein 1-like. The record is from RefSeq and is a predicted model, not a curated record. Gene Ontology annotation, cellular component: endoplasmic reticulum exit site; COPII vesicle coat. Gene Ontology annotation, biological process: COPII-coated vesicle cargo loading; intracellular protein transport; endoplasmic reticulum to Golgi vesicle-mediated transport. Gene Ontology annotation, molecular function: SNARE binding; zinc ion binding. Lineage: Eukaryota; Metazoa; Mollusca; Gastropoda; Physidae.
UUUGCGUGUUAUGUUCUUUCUUAAAAUAGAACGUUACCAAUCAAUAGCCUCACAAAUAGGCUCUGUAGAACUGUAGAUAGUGUGGGUAUUUAAAAGUCAAAAGAGGCUUAGAAAAUACAUUUAUUUGUGUGCCCUCUUAACACAGUAGUGUUAGUAAGCCAAGAAGAACUUGCCGUAUUUUCUUAAACUACUAGAUCUACAUCUAAGAAUUCUAGACAUCAAAACUUGGUCUGUUUUUAAUGAAAUUUAAUGUUUACCUUUAUGACAUCAGAUGACAUACCAACUAGUGUAAGCAGCAAAACAAAACCAUGGAUUUUGGUUCAGAGUUUGUUCUUGUGGGAGAUGAUGGUGAAGAAGUUGUUGAAGAAGUAGAAGAAGAAGUUGAAGAGGCUCCGCGACCUUUCCAGUACACUUACAAUCCAGGAUAUGAAAUUCACAAUGCAGAGACUUCAGGUUUCGAAUGUGAAAUAAUGGAGUUUGAUGAUGAAGAAGAGCUUACAUUCCCUAAGUCUAAAGAGCAAGCGCCGAAGAAAGUAAUCUCAAAACAGAAAAAAGCUGUGAACACUAACACAGUGUGUUUAAAAAUGACUGCCCUGACUGAGAGCCCAGAAGAAACUCAACUAUUGAAUAAUGCCAUUCGCUGCGACAAUGCCCUGUGUGAGGCUGUUUUCUCACACAUUGACCAAGUAGAUGACGAUAAGACUUGGUGCUGCAAGUUUUGUGGCUUCAAAAACCAGUGGUUGGAAAAUGUGGUGGUCAAGACCCAGGAUGUCCUGUAUGUAGACAAUCUAGGACAAGAACUGAACUUGGAACCACUGACAGAUUAUGCCAUCAUAUUUGUCAUUGACACCUCUGGCAGUAUGGGACGCACUGCUAAAGUGACAAGGCCUAGUCAGAUUCUACAAGAUAUUGUAAAGAAGGAGCUCGAAGAGUACCACAGACAGAUGAGACUGAUACUGGGAGAAGAUGUACCUCAGGCAGCUCAAAGCACCAAUGAAGUUUCUUGGCUGCAGUUACUCAAAGCUGCCAUCAUUUCUAAGAUUCAAGAACUCAAGACAAAUGACCCACAGAGACGUGUUGGACUAAUUACCUUCAGCGACAAAGUGAUGGUUUACAAAGAUGGAAUGAGUGAUCCUGUGCCUCUAGAAGGGGGACAACUUGUUGAUUAUGCAGAGCUUUUAAGAAUGGGUCAUUUGUCAGAAGAUUUGAGACCUAUUUUUGAUUCAGCAGACAGCCUGAUCGAAAAGAUCAAAUCAUUGAAAGAAGAAGGUCAGACUUCCCUUGGGCCAGCUCUUGUGGCUGCGGAAGGCAUGGUGCGUCAUUGUAAAGGGUCAAAGGUUAUCCUCUGCACGGAUGGCGUGGCUAAUAUUGGCAUUGGGAAACUUGAAGACUCAACAGAUCAUGAAAUUAAUAAGUUUUACGACAAUGUGACAAAAAACGGAAAAGUUUGGGGUCUAUCCUUAUCCAUUGUUUCUUUUGAUGACUGUAAGCUGCAAAAGCUGGGCAAAGUUGCAGAUGAAACUGGAGGAAUUGUGGAGAGGGUGAAACCAACCGAGUUAGAUCUACCACUAAAAACUGAACUAAGUCGUCAAACAAUCGCAACUGGGGCAGAGAUUAAGUUUGUUGUUCACAAAAGCAUGUAUAUCAAGGGGAAGGAAGGAGGCAUGCAAGAAAGUAACUACACCUACCACAUAGGAAACAUCAUGCUGGAUAAAAGCAUCCCAUUCAGUUUUGCCUCACGAUCCAGUACUGCCGCUGCUGCUCCUCCUGUGGAAACCAGACCUGUAGCAGCGCCACCUAGUGGAGCUGUAAACUUACAUGACAUCCCCAGCAGUUCUACAAGCUCUUCCGAUACACCAAUCUACUCAGGAUUUUCACAAGGCCAACCAAACAAAUUUGGAACAAUUUUUGAGAGACAAGUCACGUCGGCAGUUGGAAGCACGUCACAGAAUGUAGCAGGUGCGUCCUUUACUAAUGCCAGUAGUCUGACGAUACAAACUGUUGACUGUCCUCACCAUGGCCUCAACACUUUCAUCCAAUUCACACCAUCAAAUGUAACUCAGCAACCACCCGAACAGCACACCGGCUUAAAAAUUAUAGAACUACCACCAGACUAUGAUGCAUCACAAAACAAAGAUCUAAAAUCUUUAACAUUCCCUGAGCCAGAAAGAGAAGAACAAAAACAACCUACUCCCUCUACAUCAGAGAACAUUAAUCCACCACAGCCUACUUCAAACAUUGAAACUAAUGAAGUUGGUUACCCAUUUCAAGUACAGAUUAAUUUCAUAGAUAAAAAUGGUGUGAAAGCUCUUCGAGUGUGGACAAGAAUAAAACCUUUUACCAGCGACCGUUCUGCUGCAGUAGCCAAUAUGAAUUGGAGCACCAUGGUUCUUAAUUUCAUCCAAGAAAAUGCAAAAAAACUAAACUCAUUUAUCGAGCCUUCAUUAAACAUGACUAAACUUAAGACAGAGGCAAAAACACUCAGCAACACAACAGAGGACUUCCUGAAAAAGAAUGAGGUUAAGCAAGAUAUCAACCUAUACAGAAAGCUGGAGGAGUUCUCAGCUUUACUCAGAGAUGUUACUUGUUCAGAUAUAAAGCCAAAGGAGGAGACAAUAGCGCAGUUGAUUAAGCUUCAAAGCAGGAGAGAUGUUGGCUAAAAUGCUAAGGAAAAUGCCAGUGUAUUCAUUAACUUGUUUACACUAUCUUCAAGAUUAAUACAGUUCAUUAUUAAUCAUAAUAUUGAUUAUAAUAUUCAUGACUACUUUUUUUUUAUGGAGUUCAGAAUUUUUGUGUGAUAAAAUCUUAUUGCAAAUUGCUUUAUCCAAUUAAAAUGUAUUACUUUAUUUUAAAUAUGCUGCUUGCAGUAGUUAUUUUACAUUUUAAAACUACAAUACUUUUUUUUUUACAUGUCAAUACUUCUGUUGAGUAAUUUUUUCAUUGUUCUUUGAAAUUGUUCUUGUUUUCUGAUAUUGCAAUACUGAAGAAAAGAAAUCCACUGACAAACUAAACAGUGUCAGUCUCAGCUGUUAUUUUAACACAGGUCGUUACUCUGCAAACCAUUGCCAUAUCCCUGUAUCAUGUUUGUUUCUGUACAUUGAUUGUCAAACCAAAAUUGGUUUUCUAGUACAUUUGAAUAUUGUAAUAUUGUUUUAAGAAAUUAUUUCUCUCAUUUUUAAAAAUUCUCCAAUUAAAAAAAUAACAUCUAUAGAAUUAGAAUCUGACAUAUACAAUAUGAAAAAUAAUUGCUUUUGUAAAUGUUUUCAUUCUUAAGCAAAUACUUUGUUUUAACUCAACAUGUGUCAGUAUUUUUUUCUGUUAAUAAAGUUUCUCUUCAAGUUUCAA